UCCCAAGGUCGUGUAGUUCUUCAAGUAGUGUGGAUGUUGCUGCUGUUUGGAGAAGAGCGCCACCUCUGGCCAGCUGCGUCACCCUGUCAUAUCACGCGUAAAGGAUUAACUCGAGCUCGCCUGAGUGAAAUAAGUCUAUGAUAAAGUAAGCAGCCAUGAAGCUGUUGAACGUCUUAAUGAAAGAUGUCACGCACAAAAUAGAGUAUUAUUCCCGAUUCUCGCCUUCUCCGAUGUCCAUCAAGCAGUUUUUGGAUUUCGGUAGAGAGAAUGCUUGUGAAAAGACCUCCUAUAUGUUCCUGAGGAAAGAGCUGCCUGUUCGUUUGGCUAAUACCAUGAGAGAAGUCACUCUUUUGCCUGGCAAGCUGUUAAAUCAGCCAUCUGUCCAGCUGGUCCAGAGCUGGUACAGUCAGAGCUUUGAGGAGCUGUUGGAUUAUGAGAACCGGAACCCAGAGGAUCCUCGCACCCUUAAAGAUUUCUUAGACGUCCUUAUCCAGAUCCGGAAGAGACACAAUGAUGUGGUUCCCACUAUGGCCCAGGGAGUGAUCGAGUACAAGGAGAAGUUUGGUUUCGACCCUUACUUCAGCAGCAAUGUGCAGUAUUUCCUGGAUCGUUUCUACACCAGUCGCAUCUCCUUCCGCAUGCUCAUCAACCAGCAUACUCUCCUCUUUAGUGAUGACAUCAACCACGGCUAUCCCAAGCACAUCGGAGGCAUUGACCCAGCCUGCAACGUGGUAGAGGUAGUGAAUGAUGCAUAUGUGACUGCAAAGAUGCUUUGUGAACAGUAUUACAUGAUGGCACCCGAUCUGCACAUCCAGGAAUUCAACUGCAAGAACCCUGAUAAGCCCAUCCAGGUGGUCUACGUGCCAUCCCAUUUGUUCCACAUGCUCUUCGAGCUUUUCAAGAAUUCCAUGCGAGCUACAGUGGAGCUUCAUGAGAACAACACAGAAGGACUUCCCCCUGUGAAAGCUCAAGUGACUCUAGGAAAAGAAGAUCUCUCCAUAAAAAUUAGUGAUUGUGGAGGGGGAGUACCCAUGAGGAAGAUUGACCGCCUUUUCAACUAUAUGUACUCCACAGCUCCGAAACCAAUGCUGAAUCCUUCACAAAAUGCUGCGCCACUGGCUGGUUUUGGCUACGGUUUGCCGAUCUCCAGACUGUAUGCACGCUACUUCCAGGGAGACCUAUGCCUCUACUCUGUAGAGGGAUUAGGAACUCAUGCAGUCAUCUAUCUGAAGGCUCUGUCCAGCGAGUCUUUCGAGCGACUCCCCGUCUUCAACAAGUCAGCGUGGAGACAUUACCAGUUAGGUCCAGAGGCGGAUGACUGGAGCAACCCCAGCAGCGACCCUCGGGAUGCAUCCACAUUCAAAACAAGAUAAUAGACUAACACGUCCCGUGUAUCAGUGACUGCCACCUGGAGAGUCAAAAUUAACAGUAGACUACCAAAACAUGCACCCUUUUUCAAUCAUCAUUCAUUCAGUAACUGCUUUAUCCCAGGUAUCUUUAUCAGGGUGGUAGGGGAUCCAGAGCUUAUCCCUGGAACACUGGGUGGGAAGGUGAGAAUACAGCUUGGAUGGGAUGCCAGUUUAUCGCCAGAGACCAUGUACACACUCACACAUUAUGGACAGUCCACCUAAAGGCAUGUUUUUGGGAGGUCGGAGGGAACUGGUGAAUCCAGAGGAAAGUGACAUGGACACAGGAAGAACAUGCGAUACUCCGUACAAACACUAACCUGAGCUCAGUCUCGAACCCUGGAGCUGUAAAACAGCAACACUACCUGCUGCACCACCAUACUACCUGCUAAUCACUUGUUGAUGUACUUAAUACACUGCUGAUUCAUUCAUUUUUUAAUCGAUGUUUACAGCUCAUGGAUCUCCUUAUCAAGAAAUACUGCACUUAAUGAGUCAUAAAAUGCCAAAUCAAAUUCCUUCUGUAGCUAAAGAACUUGCAGAAACCAUUGCUUGUUAUGUUAGGAGGCAUUUUUCAGCACAAGAGCUAACAGAACUUGAAGAAAUUGUGGAUUUGUUUUGUCUUCACAGUGUGUUUUUUUAUCCUAUCUAAGAAAGAAAUGGGUGUAGAUUUUCAUCAACUUUGUAUCAGGUCACUUUUGUAUAUUUUAAUAUUUUAAACAAUUGAUAAUGGAUGGUAAUACCACCAAAUAUAAACACUCCUGGUUGUAGACAGGAUUGUAAUAUGAGUUUGUAAUAGGUUAUAUGUGUGGUGACUGGAAUUCUGGGAAAGUAUUUCUGCAGAGAUCACAUCGGGUAGAUAAAGAGCUAGUUUAACAAACUUGGCUGAAAAAAAUUUACUAUAGGCUAUAAAUAAAGACUAUAUACACAAAGAUGGUGAUAUUCUUAAAAUAUUUUAUUUAUUACAUAUUAAAUUAAAUGCAAACAAAAUCAA
This is a messenger RNA of Pangasianodon hypophthalmus (striped catfish), 2397 nucleotides long. RefSeq names its product pyruvate dehydrogenase kinase, isozyme 3b (gene pdk3b). The record is from RefSeq and is a predicted model, not a curated record. Gene Ontology annotation, cellular component: mitochondrion. Bases 156 to 1373 code for a protein of 405 amino acids. The transcript has 12 exons. Gene Ontology annotation, molecular function: pyruvate dehydrogenase (acetyl-transferring) kinase activity. NCBI's taxonomy places the organism in Eukaryota, Metazoa, Chordata, Actinopteri, Siluriformes, Pangasiidae. Gene Ontology annotation, biological process: regulation of glucose metabolic process; protein phosphorylation.